Polistes canadensis is the source of this 2607-nucleotide messenger RNA. It is a transcript of the gene Larp4B, whose product is annotated as la-related protein CG11505. Gene Ontology annotation, cellular component: cytosol; cytoplasmic stress granule. Gene Ontology annotation, biological process: positive regulation of translation. Gene Ontology annotation, molecular function: mRNA 3'-UTR binding. The coding region runs from base 90 to 2264 and encodes 724 amino acids. The record is from RefSeq and is a predicted model, not a curated record. Lineage: Eukaryota; Metazoa; Arthropoda; Insecta; Hymenoptera; Vespidae. The transcript is spliced from 11 exons.
CCACGGCAUGUGCCUUUCUAUGUCAGCCAUUUUGUAGUUUCCUUGAGAAAUUGUGUGUUGAGUUGAUUCUUCCUCUUGGGAACGUGUACAUGAAUGGGGACAUUGGGAAGCUCCCACCAGGGGCGGUUUAUCCAACCACCCCUGAAACUUUGGGUCCAGUUACAAUUGCUAUCGAAGGUGUUAAUUUAUUGGAAUCUUCAGCACAGCAUAGCAUAGAUAUUGCAGGCGCAGUAGGAUAUAAUCGUGUAGAUGUUGCAACACUAGGUGAUGUGUCUACUCCUUCAAACACGAUGGCAGAUCUGUCUGCUUCUGGCAUACCUAUGGAUCAACUCAAACAAAUGCUCUCUUCUCAGCUUGAAUAUUAUUUUUCCAGAGAGAAUUUAGCCAACGAUACAUAUUUAUUAUCACAAAUGGAUAAUGACCAAUAUGUACCCAUAUGGACAGUAGCUAAUUUCAAUCAAGUGAAGAAACUAACAAAAGAUAUAAAACUUAUAACAGAGGUGUUAAGAGAGUCUCCAAACGUUCAAGUGGACGAAGAAGGUCAAAAAGUAAGACCUAAUCAUAAGCGGUGUAUUGUCAUUCUGCGUGAAAUACCUGAUAGUACACCAUUGGAAGAAGUAAAGAAUUUAUUCUCUGGUGAAGGAUGUCCAAGGUUUAUUUCUUGCGAGUUUGCUCAUAAUAGCUCUUGGUAUGUAACAUUUGAAUCUGACGAGGAUGCUCAAAAGGCCUAUAGGUUUUUACGUGAAGAAGUUCGAGAAUUUCAGGGAAAGCCAAUAAUGGCUCGAAUCAAAGCCAAACCAAUGAAUAGGUUACCAAUACCUGUUGUUGCUGGGGUAGGUGGCAUUAAAAAUGGUUAUAGAACUCCACCACCUCCACCCGUUUAUGAUCCAAGUAAUUAUACGGCUGGACAACAACGCUUCCUAUAUCCAAACGGUACCACUAUACCGCAAACUACUUUGCCACCUUAUGCUAAUCAGGUUCAUGUUUAUCAUCAACCUUUUUACCCUGCUGGAAUGAUGCCUUGGGGGCCAGCAAGUCCUGCUUAUUUCGAUAUGUCAAGUGUUUUUACAAUGAAUCGAAUUACCCCUCAUAGUACAUUUAAGCCUCAUAAUACGAAAUAUAAUCCAAGACACAGAAAUAAACAAAGAAAUGGUCCUGAAAGAAGUUGUCCAAUGGACAGUGGAGGUGGAAUGGUACCUAUGGGCCGUACAUCACAUCCCCCAAUAAGUGGUGGACCAGUCUCUUUGGCAACGCCAUCUCCUACCUUUACAUCCAAUGUACCUACAAUAAAAUCCACUCCUGUUUCCUGUCAAAGCGGCACAAAGUUCCAUUCCUCCCAUGCAGGACUAUCUAAUACGGAAAUGCAAUAUAACAGUAAUCCAACGAAAGGGCCACAAGAAAACGAUAUACAGACGUUGGAAACUGGAGUCCAAUUUCCACGUCAUCGUAUACAUCGCCGGACCAAAGAUCAAGAUACUAUUUCCAAGGCAAACAAUAAUGCUCUACCAUCGAUCAGGGAGUCAACUGUCAACAGUAAUAACAACACACAAUAUAAUCGAGGGGUACAGUUUGAUUUAGAGGCUUCGGCUUUUCCCCCACUUCCUGGCCUAGACGCCGAUCUUACGAAAACCCAUAAUGCGACUAUAGAAACAGUUAAUAAUGAUAGCUCACAGUCACAAAACAGACUGUCGGACGUGGUCAAAGGAACAGCAAAACUCAAAAAUAAUAAGGAAAAAGAUCCUUCAGCUAAUUAUCAACAAUUGACAAAUAAUAGUAGGUCUGCAAGUCCCGGAUCAAGCGCUGGUGGACAUACUGGUUUAUUAGAGGCUAACACUGGUUCUGGAGGUUCGAACACACCUGCCGUAGCUACAGUCUCAAGCUCCAAUCAAUCUGCUAGCAACACUGAUUCCACUGACAUCGCCCUCAGCACCAUCACCCUUACUCCUCCGUCGUCUCCCGAUAAGUAUUGUUCUUUCUUACUGAAAUGCACCGCUGACAGAUCUAUAAAGACUGAUGAAAUGAAUAUGAUGAAUGGUGUGGAUGAGGCCAUAACUACAAACACAAAUGCAGCAGAAGAGUCUGAUCCAGUGACCAGGUGCGCUUGUAACAUCCCUACUGCCUCACAGAAUUCCCAGUUACAUACUGGAGUUACAUCUGCCUUUUCCUUAGAUGUUACGAAGCCAAGCUAUGCUCAAGUAGCACAACAUUGUCGUGACUUACCUUGUACAAAACAUAAAACAGAUGAAAAAGAUGGAAACAUCUAAACUAUUAAUAUAUUUACAGAUACUGCUACAAUGAAUUUCAAUUUAGCUAUAUUACCAUUAAUUUGGGUUGAGUGCAUUGAAUGAAUGCACUACUGCUUUCAUCCUGUUAAGUGGAUGUGGUGGAAAUGAAGAAAACUUUUUACAUUGUACAGUGAUUUUGCCUACUAUGAAUGUGUAUUAAUUAACUAUGAAUCAUAAACAAAUUAUUUCGGGAAACAGCGAUUACCCAUACAUUUAAGAGUUAUGUUUAUUGGCAGAACAACAUGCUGCAUAGACGAAUAUUGUUAUUGUUUUGGUUCUGUAAUUUUGGAGGUACAUAUUUGUUAGCUUGUAAAAAUAUUAA